UUGCAAAAAAUGCAAGAGAACACGCGCGCAAUGCUAGACGCGUUAGCCAGGUGAUGCAAAUCCCGCGCGCUGAUGUGGCUCCUGGUUUGAUUGUGCGGCCCUAUGUAUUUGGCGUCGUGUCAUUUGGAUGCUCCUGGCAUUUAUUUUAUGCGUGUGGCAUGCGUAUGGUAUGCUGCGGGCUGGUUAAGCUGAUAGCUCACCGGUAUGCCAUGGCUUUGCUGUGGCAUUCGUUUUGAUCUUGAUCCUCAGCCGUGUGCGAAGUUCGUCACAACUGUGGCGCGCGCCAUGCGUUCUGGGCUUGUCUGGGGGCUCUCUAUGUAAUUUGUAAAGGAUAGCGCUGACUCGCAGUGAUUUACUGGCGCUCUUUCUAACAUAUCACCGAGCGGGGUACUCGCUUACUGUUUCCAUACGUGUUGCCUGCUUGCUUUUUCUAUCUUGCUCGAAGGCCUCUACUUGGAUGGAUGGAAAAUGAGAGCCAUCAACCUGACUGCCGCGCUUUGAUUCUCGAACUUGAUCGAUUUGCUUUUAUUUUACUGAAGUGCGUGGCGCCUUGCGUUCUAAACUCGGAAACUGAUGAGAGUGCGUCUCCCGUUGGCUUUCGAAAGCGAUGCGAGCCACAGUGGGGAAGUCAUAUAGCAAGCUACUCCGCUUCCAUGGCCAUCAUUUUUUUGACAGCUUUCCCCGGUGUUUUGGCAGCUUUCUUCGGUACUUUGGUAGCCUUCGUCGCUGCUUUCGGUUGCUUUGUGUUUUUUUUCAUUGGGUUGCGCACUUUCGCCAUUUUCUUCGUAGGGGCAGGCUUUUCCCCAGCGCUUUGCUCGUGCUAGCGCUUUUCAUCGUCGUGGUAGGUAGCCUCGGGCGAUUCGCUGAUCGCGAAGUUGGUUCGUUCUUGUUCUUUGCUUGCGUGCUUCUGCGUCGAUGUUGGUAUCAGACGAAGAACCCGCCGGGAGUGGAAAUGCGGCGGGGUAUGAAUGUGACGAAUUCCCUUCAAGCUUUUCGGCUGCGUAUGGGCUGGGGUAGCUUCUCACGCAAAGAGUUCGACACUUACCAGCAGCAGCCGCUUGAGCUCGCUGGGAGCUCUGACGAAGAAGGCGCAGAGGG
This is a messenger RNA of Amoebophrya sp. A25, 1098 nucleotides long. The record is from the annotation of a GenBank genome assembly. NCBI's taxonomy places the organism in Eukaryota, Dinophyceae, Syndiniales, Amoebophryaceae.